AUGUCCCAACCUAUCAAGAUCUACGUCUCUUCAACGGGUCCAAAUCCAUGGAAGCCUGUGAUAAUACUAGAAGAACUCCAAAUUCCCUACGAGUUGAAGCUCCUCUCAUUUCUAGAGCUUACCGGUGAAGAAUUCAAGAAGAUCAAUCCUUGCGGCAAAGUUCCGGUUAUGCACGAUCCCAACGAAGAUGUCCUACAAUGGGAGUCAGGAGCCAUUGUUCUGUAUCUUAUUGAGCAGUACGAUAAGGAGAAGAAACUCACUUUUGACUCGGUGAAGGAGAAAGCUUUGCUGUAUCACUGGCUCAUGUUCCAGAUGAGUGGACAGGGUCCAUUCUUUGGACAGCUUUCCUGGUUCAACUAUCUCCACAGCGAGGUCCUCCCCUCCGCCAUCUCGCGCUACACUGAGCAAGCUCAUCGUGUACUUCGCAUUCUAAACGGGGCUCUAGAAGGCAAAUCUUGGCUCUUAGGCGACAAAUGCACGUAUGCAGAUUUAUCGUUCUUCAUGUGGAAUGUCAUCUUACCGAUAUCUUUGAAGUGUGAAGAGGGGGAAAGUCCGUUUGAUGCGUAUCCUAAUGUGAAGGCCUGGCAUGAGAGGAUGGCGGAAAGGGAGGCCGUCAAGAAGGUUCUUGGCAUUAGACAAGGCAUGAUUGAUAGCGAAAAUUUGGGCGAUGAUCAUUUGCCAAAAGAUCUGAAUAUGGAUGAGAUUAGGGAGAGGAUUUGA
Messenger RNA from Cadophora gregata, 720 nucleotides. Its product is annotated as glutathione S- transferase, nitrogen catabolite repression regulator. The coding region runs from base 1 to 720 and encodes 239 amino acids. The record is from RefSeq and is a predicted model, not a curated record. Lineage: Eukaryota; Fungi; Ascomycota; Leotiomycetes; Helotiales; Ploettnerulaceae. The transcript has 5 exons.